AUGUCUCCCUCUUCUCCUCCGGAGGCCGCUAUCCCACGCAUCGACUUUGUUACCUGUACGCGCGACGAGCUCAUUGAGAGCUAUACAAGUCUGUACAGCUCAGUCGAGAAGCUCGGGGAGCUUCUCCGGCAAUCGACGCAGGCGAGCCACAAGCUCUCGGUGGCGCUGUAUUCGCAGAGGGAGGAGAUGCUGGAGAUAAGGGAGUGGCUCGCGCGCCAAACAUGGCGAGAUACCACGGUAAUCCGGCGUCAGGCCGAUCAGUCCGAGGAACAGGCGGCUCAGGCAACUAGGUUCCAGUUGGCCAUGGAUGCGAGUGUUAACCUGGUGCACCGAUUAGACGACAACAUCGCCUAUUUCGUCAAGGGCAGGGACAAAGCCGAGAAGAAGUUGUCCGAGCUUCGCGCUCAGCUCGAGGAGCGCGACGAGGAGAUAAGACUCCUGCAGGAGAAGCUGGCAGGUUCGUGA
Molecule: messenger RNA, 465 nt
Organism: Peniophora sp. CBMAI 1063
Lineage: Eukaryota; Fungi; Basidiomycota; Agaricomycetes; Russulales; Peniophoraceae
Source: the annotation of a GenBank genome assembly